AUGGCACCCUCUUCUCUAAGAUCUCGGACGGGAUGCCUGACUUGUAAAAAUAGGCGAAAAAAGUGCGAUGAAGGGCGACCCCGAUGCGAACGAUGUGUGCGCGGUGGGUUUGAAUGCCUAGGCUACGAACAUCACGGAAAGAGAGCCCUGGCUGGAGCACCAGCACCUGACCAAACCCAGUCGUCAACUCCAGGAUCGUCAUCCGUCAGCCCUGGCCCAUCGAUACCUCCCCAGACGUCAAGUUCUAGUAUGGAUAUCGGUGACACGUUCCCUAGUCCGCUGGAUGUCGACCUAUCUACUCCCGGCGCAGGGCCAUCAACCAGCGCUGUCCCACCGCCUAUGAUCAAUAUACAAUCCGGCUUCUCUGGACUGGGUUCAAGUAACGGUGGCCUGCAAAGCCCUAGUGGCACCGGGCUCAGUGGUUUGCAGAGCUUCCUGGAUAGCUUGGGACCACCCCCAGCAAGCGAUGUUCCGUUGGAUGGCUUGAUGAACCCAUCGACUCUGGACGGUACCGAUAUGUUCAAUGGUUUCGGGAGUCUACUAGGGAUGGGGAUGCCUACUUUGCCCACCUUUGGCCAACAAACCGUACCUUACGCUCAUAUCGAAACCACCGACGCGGACCCUGGACUUGGUACUUCGACUGUAGCUAGUGACGCAGCGUUCAACGAGCUGGGGGCUGAGCUAAUUGCUUCACACCAAACGGUUGCCAGGCCACACGAAGGCCUCUUGCUGGCCGACGAUGAAGAGGAUGACAUAGAUCCCGAGGGUCUUCUCGCAGAGGUCGAGCGGUCUAUGAGAUCCAUGAAAUUGGGUAGUGGGGAGCACCUCACCGAGUUAUACGAUUUCUAUCUAAUGUUUUUCUCUCGACUGGUGUUCGAACCCAUCAGGAUAUAUCAAAAUUUGGCCUCAGUCCUACUCGAACGAUUCCAAACAUCCGAAGUCAUGAGACACUCCAUGCUUGCUAUCGCUUAUCUGUAUCGCUCCCUCUAUGAUAGAGCAGCCACACCCACCGUUUUACAGUCUCAUGCAGAAAAAUUACAUGAAGUGGCCAGAAACCAACUUCAAUCAGAUAUACAAAACCCCCGAAUGUCUCCCUCAACUAAGCUAUCUGGUAUCAUAGAGGUUCUUUUCUUUGAGUAUAGUUACGGUGGUUGUAAUUCCUACUAUAGGUUGCUAGAACAAGCCAAGCCGUAUGUCCAGAGCUUGGUAGGCGGGAACGUCAUCGAUUUCAUGUCUUUACGAGGGAAAGAGACAUUCGAUAUUCGCAUAUUUUCCUGGUGCGAUAUCUUGAGCGCGAUGGCACUUUCUCGACCUACUCUUUUCAUGUACGAGACCAAUAUCGAUCACAUGCUUACCGUGGACCCAGACAACCCGAUAAUCAUACCAUUGGACGACGAUGUUGGACUUGAAUGGAUGGUUGGGUGCCCUAACGUCAUGAUCGUGUUAAUGGCCAGGAUUAGCGCACUACGCGAUUCGGGGAUAUCUCAACAAGAGAAAAUUGCCCGCGCCGAAGAGAUAGAAAGAUUAAUUCGUGCAUGGCAAGCUCGGCCCAGCCCAACGACCAAUUCCUUCCUCAAGGUCGUCCGUAUGUCGGCGCAGGAGAUUUGGAGACACGCAAUGGUUCUCUUCUUGUACCAUGCCAUCCACAAAGUUGGUCCAUUGCACCGGGUCAUCAAAGAUGCGGUUCGACAAAUCAUCAGUUUGGCACAGACGAUUCCUGCUGGCCGAAACCCCGAUAUCUUUUUACCAGUCCCAUAUUUCUUAGCCGGAGCAGCGUGCAUCUCGCGAAAAGACCGGUCGUUCCUUCGAAGUCGUUUAGCAGGCUGUGGCAAAGAACGCGCCUUGCUAGAUUUGGUGACGGUCCUCGAUGACAUCUGGAAAGAAAUGGAUGAGACUGGAAAUUCGGUAGAUUGGUCUGCUCGCGCUGCUCCUGCUAUGUUUCAACUUUGA
Molecule: messenger RNA, 1950 nt
Organism: Rhizoctonia solani
Lineage: Eukaryota; Fungi; Basidiomycota; Agaricomycetes; Cantharellales; Ceratobasidiaceae
Product: Fungal specific transcription factor domain
Exons: 6
Coding region: 1-1950 (649 amino acids)
Biological process (GO): positive regulation of transcription by RNA polymerase II
Cellular component (GO): nucleus
Molecular function (GO): transcription cis-regulatory region binding; DNA-binding transcription factor activity, RNA polymerase II-specific; zinc ion binding
Source: RefSeq, a predicted model, not a curated record